CUGUUCGUACCCGCCUCCUGCGCCUGCGCUCCCUGUGGGAUGAGAUCCGGCAGCGGGCCGAGGAGAGGGAAGGGAAACUGAACGACGUCUUAGACCUGGCAGGAAAGUUCUGGGCCGACGUGGCGGCGCUACUGAGCACGCUCCGAGACUCCCAAGACAUCGUGAAAGAGCUGGAGGACCCUGGUGUGGACCCCUCACUCAUCAAACAACAGAUUGAGGCUGCUGAGGCCAUUAAAGCGGAGACGGACGGUCUGAGGGAGGAGCUGGAGUUUGUCAGGACCCUCGGAGCUGACCUCAUCUUUGCCUGUGGAGAAACUGAGAAACCUGAAGUCAAGAAAACCAUUGAUGAGAUGAAUGCUGCCUGGGAGGGCCUGAACCGGACGUGGAGAGAGAGGAUGGAGAGACUGGAGGAGGCCAUGACGGCGUCUGUGCAGUAUCAGGACUCACUGCAGUCUAUGUUUGACUACCUGGACAACGCAGUGAUCAAACUGUGUGACAUGUCGACUGUGGGAACUGAUUUGGGAACUGUCAAACAGCAGAUUGAAGAGCUCAAG
Messenger RNA from Plectropomus leopardus (leopard coralgrouper), 554 nucleotides. NCBI's taxonomy places the organism in Eukaryota, Metazoa, Chordata, Actinopteri, Perciformes, Serranidae. The record is from RefSeq and is a predicted model, not a curated record.